AUGGAAUAUUUUGAUAUUCCUUCAAAGUCAUAUCAUGACAUCCCUAUUGAUGAGUUGUCCUAUUUUAUUGAAUCGAGGUUCAAUGUUCCAAAAAGCCAACAUGUCCUUGAUGUUGUUUUUGAUCAAAAAAUCGGCCAGUUUUGUACGCAAAGAAAGUUUUUUGAGGCCAUUUCGUGCACUUUUUAUUUGUCUGACGACCUUCAGCUUGAAUGGCUGUGUAAACUUUUAAACAUGGCUUUUAUUCAUUUACCUUCCGAGCUGCCCGGAUAUUUGCUUUUAUCCUUCCAUAGACUGCAAAGUACUAUUCCUCUUGGAUCUUUUAUUGAGUUGGUCUCUUUAUUUCCGUUUAGGGAUUCCACUUCCAUUUCACAUAUGCUAAGUGACAAAAAAUUAUCCUUUUUGAACUUGUCAUUUGAUCAUUCUAGAUGGACUAGAUAUAUUUCGUCUGAUCAAUUUGGUCUCAUAGACUCGCUCGACUGGUUUUCACUGGCACUAGACGAGUCGAUUCCACAUUCCAUUAUCAACCAUUCGUUUUUGCUGGUGCGAUACUUUUCUAAUUUGAGGAAUGUUAAUGGCCUUGUUUCUAUGUCGAGGUCCCUUGAGAAACUUGCUCAAGUUCACGAACUUGAGGCUUCCUUGCCUUGGAGGAUUUUAAAUUCAUUUAUCAGUUUGAUGGCCACAUAUGACAAUUGGCUUGGAUUGUUUUCCGCUCUAAAUCCAACCUACUUUCGUCAACCACAUAAUGGCAUAACCACGGAGCAAAAAGUUCCAUCAACAUAUGCUCUUUACAAGCUAGAAAAAAUAAUCCCCAAAUUUUUGGAAGAAGCUGAGCGCUUUGUCAGGCUUUCCUUUGAAGCGCCUAUUCAUUACUUUCCCACGUUGGAAGAAUCGGUCCAUUUAAACGUGUUUGUUGCGUUUCUUUAUCACACUGUGCUGGAGGCGAGCCAGAACAUCGAUCCCUUGCUUUCGUCAAAGUACAUGCACUUAUUGAAGCAAUUGGACAUUCCACAAGGUAUAACAAAUCCGACUUUUAUCAUGAGUGAUUAUCGCUUUUUCCACAACGUCCUACAGUCGAUGCAAUGCGCCAAUGACGGCAGCAAAUGUAAAUAA
Messenger RNA from Mitosporidium daphniae, 1110 nucleotides. RefSeq lists its product as uncharacterized. Lineage: Eukaryota; Fungi; Microsporidia. The record is from RefSeq and is a predicted model, not a curated record. The transcript is spliced from 4 exons. Bases 1 to 1110 code for a protein of 369 amino acids.